Phoenix dactylifera (date palm) is the source of this 745-nucleotide messenger RNA. Its product is annotated as subtilisin-like protease SBT3.17. The record is from RefSeq and is a predicted model, not a curated record. NCBI's taxonomy places the organism in Eukaryota, Viridiplantae, Streptophyta, Magnoliopsida, Arecales, Arecaceae.
AACCGUUUGCAUCGCUGCCAUUUUACCGACGCAUCUCCUUUUCAUUCUUACCCUGUGAUAAAGAGCAGUGAGGAAAACCCCGUCGAUCCGCGUUCCCGUCUUCGUCUUGUUGCUUUUGCCCUCGGUUUUAAUGGCGGAGGAACCCACGAAGACCCCCGGCCAGCCCGCCGGCGAGGUGGCGGAGGAGGAGGAGGGCGGCGACGCUGCCGUCCACAUCGUCUACGUUGACCGGCCAGAGAACGAGGAGGCCGAGGCCUUCCACAUUCGGACCCUCGCCCCGGUCGUCGGCAGUGAGGAGAAGGCGAAGGAUACGGUGAUCUACCACUACAAGCACGCAGCCAGUGGGUUCUCCGCCAAGCUCACUCCGAAGCAAGUCGAGGAAUUGUCGAAGAAACCAGGUGUUCUUCAGGUUGUUCCUGAUCAGACCUACACCCUCCAUGGACCAGGGGGAACAGGGGGCACUGUCCACCACAUGGGCAUCCUGUGAAUCCUUGUUGCAGAGACAAUCUUCUGUCUUCUGAAGUAUUUUUCCUUAUUGCCAAAUAACGUGGCUUUGGAGUCCUCAAAAAUAAGGAUGUAAACUCCAUAAUGUUGAUGUAUUACCAAGCAAUUGAUAUCGUCAAUACUUUCAAUCUCGAAGUGCUGCAUAGGAUGUGGUUUCUGUUGUGAUGUAUGGAGCUGAUUACGUGUAAAUACGUUUUUAUGGUACAUGGAAAUUUGUACUCAUGGAAAGCUUUAGCUAAAA